Molecule: messenger RNA, 1937 nt
Organism: Suncus etruscus (white-toothed pygmy shrew)
Lineage: Eukaryota; Metazoa; Chordata; Mammalia; Eulipotyphla; Soricidae
Gene: HINFP
Product: histone H4 transcription factor
Exons: 9
Coding region: 246-1922 (558 amino acids)
Biological process (GO): regulation of transcription by RNA polymerase II; anatomical structure development
Molecular function (GO): RNA polymerase II cis-regulatory region sequence-specific DNA binding; DNA-binding transcription factor activity, RNA polymerase II-specific
Source: RefSeq, a predicted model, not a curated record
AUAGCACAGCAUGGAGGGUGUUUGCCUUGCACACAGUUGAUCUGGGCUCUAUCCCAUAUCCCAUACACUGCCAGGAAUGAUUCCUGAGUUACAGAGCCAGGAGUAAGCCCUGAGCACUGCCGAGAGUUGCCCCAAAAACCAAAAGAAAAAAAAAAAAAAAAGAAAGAAAAACUGGCUAUUUCUAGGUUUCUAGAUAGACUGCUGUCUACCAGUGACCCUGGGUGUCUUUAACGGGAUUCCUUGCAAUGAUGGAUUUCUUGUUUUUCCCUUUAUUUUGGGGGUGCGGUGGGGGUGCACUCACUGGUGUCCCCUGUGUUCUCUGUGGCUCUGAUAGUGGCAGGUUUCUUCCGGCCUGCAGGGUAGAGGCCAUGCCACCCCCGGGGAAGGUGCCACGGAAGGAGCUGGAGCUGCAGUGCGAGUGGGGGGACUGUUCCUUCGUGUGCUGGGCUGUGGAGGAGUUCAUAGAGCACGUACAGCAGCACCUGCAGCAGCAUCUUCGUAGCUCCUCCAGGGAGGACGAGGAUGACGACGACCUGCUGGAUGAAGAAUUCUCCUGCUUGUGGCAGGAGUGUGGCUUUUGCUCCCUGGACAGUUCCUCUGACCUCGCCCGCCAUGUCUACUUCCACUGCUACCACACCAAGCUGAAGCAGUGGGGCCAGCAGGCCCUGCAGAACCAGGCCGACCUCAGCCCCUGCAUCCUGGAUCUGCAGAGCCGCAAUAUCAUCCCUGACACCCCCGACAGCUUCCUGUGUCUGUGGGAGCACUGUGAGAGCUCCUUUGACAACCCCGAGUGGUUCUACCGACAUGUGGACGCGCACAGCCUAUGUUGUGACUUCCAGGCUGCGGGCAAGGACAGCCAGGUGGUCACCUGUGGCUGGAAAGACUGCACCUGCUCCUUCAAGGACCGCUGUAAACUCCGGGAGCACCUCCGCAGCCACACUCAGGAGAAGGUGGUGGCCUGCCCUACGUGCGGGGGCAUGUUUGCCAACAACACCAAGUUCCUGGAUCACAUUCGCCGCCAAACAGCCCUGGACCAGCAGCGUUUCCAGUGCUCUCACUGCUCUAAGAGGUUUGCCACUGAGCGCCUGCUGCGGGACCACAUGCGCAACCAUGUGAAUCACUACAAGUGUCCCCUGUGCGACAUGACCUGCCCUCUGCCCUCCUCCCUGCGCAACCACAUGCGCUUCCGCCACAGUGAGGACCGGCCCUUCAAAUGUGACUAUUGUGACUACAGCUGCAAGAAUCUGAUCGACCUCCGGAAGCACCUGGACACGCACAGCAAGGAGCCGGCCUACAGGUGUGACGUGGACGACUGCAGCUUCACAGCACGCUCCUUGUCCUCCGUCAAGUCCCACUACCGCAAAGUGCAUGAAGGUGACUCAGAGCCCAGGUACAAGUGCCACAUAUGCGACAAAUGCUUCACGAGGGGCAACAAUCUCACUGUGCACCUGCGCAAGAAGCACCAGUUCAAGUGGCCCUCAGGGCACCCCCGUUUCCGGUACAAGGAACAUGAGGAUGGCUACAUGCGGCUGCAGCUGGUGCGCUACGAGAGCGUGGAGCUGACACAGCAGCUGCUGCGGCAGCCGCAGGAGGACUCGGGCCUGGGGACAGCUCUGAGCGAGAGCAGCCUGCAGGGCAUCAUUCUGGAAGCGGUGCCCACCGAGGCGGGCUGCCAGGAAGAGGUUGAGGAGGAAGAAGAGGAGAGCAGGGAGGGCCCGGCCCAGGCAUCAUCACAGGACACUCCCCACCGGGUCAUCCACAUGGUCAAUCAGACCAAUGCUCAGGGUGAGCGAGAGAUUGUCUACUUUGUGCUGUCGGAGGCCCAGGGGAAGCCGCCGCCGCCAGGCUCUGUUGCCCCCUCAGGGGGCGUCAUGGGUGGCUCCCAGGUCAUCACUGAGGAGCCAGGCACCCCGCAGGUGUGAAGGGCAGAGAGCCGA